Molecule: messenger RNA, 1250 nt
Organism: Cyprinodon variegatus (sheepshead minnow)
Lineage: Eukaryota; Metazoa; Chordata; Actinopteri; Cyprinodontiformes; Cyprinodontidae
Gene: hoxd11a
Product: homeobox D11
Exons: 2
Coding region: 97-960 (287 amino acids)
Biological process (GO): anatomical structure development; regulation of transcription by RNA polymerase II
Cellular component (GO): nucleus
Molecular function (GO): RNA polymerase II cis-regulatory region sequence-specific DNA binding; DNA-binding transcription factor activity, RNA polymerase II-specific
Source: RefSeq, a predicted model, not a curated record
AUUUUGCCUCCCUGUCGGGGUCUUUCCACACGCCCGUAGUGCUACAGAUGGACAAAGUUUAACGCGGUCGAGCCACCAACUCCGUCCCUCUGUUGCAUGGAGGAAAGAGGAAGAAGGAAAAUGACGGAAUUCGACGACCGAAGCUGUGCGUCAAAUAUGUUUUUGCCCAGUUGCACUUAUUACGUUUCGACGCCCGAUUUCACCUCAGUCUCCUCCUUUCUACCGCAGACCACUUCGUGUCAGAUCAAUUUUCCCUAUUCGCCAAACAUAACCCAAGUCCAACCUGUCCGAGAGGUCGCUUUCAGGGAUUAUGGACUGGACCAUCCGAAAUGGCACUACAGGGGCAAUUACGCUUCCUACUACUCAACAGACGACAUAAUGCACCGGGAACUGAUCCAGUCGUCGAGCGGCAGGGCAGAUGUUAUAUUUAAAAAUGAGCCCUUGUACGGUCAUCACGGGGGAACCAGCGCGCAGUGCAAUUUCUUCGCAGGAGUGGGCCGAAACGGUGUUCUCCCCCAGGGCUUCGAUCAGUUCUUUGACUCUCCGAACACGGAGCUCCCCAAACAAAAGGCUGCUGAGCCUGCUUCCCACGAUCACCGUGAUGACCAUGAUGCCACGAUCAUCAGCCAGGCUGUAACCAAAUUGGAGCAACAAAACGCAGAGCCUCCCGGCAGCGCCGACGAGGACUCAUCCUCUAACUGUGGCGACAAGAACAAUCGUCAGAGUUCAUCAACCAAGUCCAGGAAGAAGAGGUGUCCAUACUCCAAAUACCAAAUCCGAGAACUUGAACGAGAGUUUUUCUUCAACGUGUACAUUAACAAAGAGAAGCGUCUCCAGCUGUCCAGAAUGCUAAAUUUGACAGAUCGCCAGGUGAAGAUUUGGUUUCAGAAUAGAAGAAUGAAGGAGAAAAAACUCAACCGCGAUCGCCUACAAUAUUUUACUGGGAAUCCUUUAUUCUGAUGUAUGAGGCUUGAGAUAAUCAUUCAAACGCAAACACAGACUCAGCUGAAGAAGCUCCUAGGUACUAGAGCUGCAACCUAACAUGCCCAUUUAUUUCAUAUGGGUGGUACGAUUAUUUUAAUGUAUUCAAUCAUAUAUUGGCUUUAUUGUCAGUUCAGAAUAUUUUUAUUCUAAAUCAUACCAAGUAGCAUAUAUUGUCCUUUUCUUUAUUUUUCUUUUUUUGUAAACAUAUUUGUGACAUGCAUGUAAUAAAUGUUGUGUAUUGUGAAAUGAUAAGCAAACCAAAUGGU